AUGGGUGCCGAUUUCGGGGACUAUGACAACGAUGGGUGGCUCGAUCUCACUGUCAGUAACUAUCAGACCGAAACCAAUACCGUUUACCACAACCACGAUGGCACCUUUUUUACCGAUAAUACGAUUACAUCAGGUAUCGCAGAAGUAACACACGGCUAUCUGGGAUGGGGUAUUAAGUUGUUUGAUUAUGACAACGAUGGAUACCAAGACAUCUUUGUCGCAAACGGACACUUGAUGGAUAACAUCGCUGUGCUUGAGACGCAUGUAACCUAUCCGCAAAGGAACCUGUUGUUCAGGAAUUUAGGCGAUGGCAGGUUCGCCAAUGUCAUGUCAGAGACGGAUGGCUUGACACUGGAAAAGGUGAGUCGCGGUGCUGCUAUCGGCGAUUACGACAACGACGGGGACCUUGAUAUUCUUGUCACCAAUUGCAACCAACGUCCAGAUCUGCUCCAAAACGCAAUCGGGAAUCGAAACAAUUGGAUACAGAUCCAAGUCGUCGGACAAAAAAGCAACCGCUCUGGGAUUGGGGCAAAGAUUAAAGUCGUCACCGGAACACACGUCCAAUAUUGGGAGGUACAGAGUGGUGGGAGUUAUCUCUCCUUCCACGACCUGCGUGCCCAUUUUGGCGUUGGUAAAGCGGAACAGAUUGAUCUCCUUGAGAUUCGCUGGCUCAACGGACACAUUGAUCGAGGGACACACCUCCCCGUCAACCGGAAGUUUCUGGCGGUUGAAGGGAACAACAUUGUUCCGAUACGUUAG
This is a messenger RNA of Geodia barretti, 759 nucleotides long. The record is from the annotation of a GenBank genome assembly. NCBI's taxonomy places the organism in Eukaryota, Metazoa, Porifera, Demospongiae, Tetractinellida, Geodiidae.